CGCCUCAGAGGUCAGUCGUGCUUAGUUGACAGUGAGUGGAACUUGACCGAGUUGUUUACAAUAAUCGAUAUUCGGAUCGUUAUGUAUUAAUCGAUAAAUUAAAAAUACCGGAAGGACGCAGUGCAAUACAAAUGCAAUCACUAGGAUGACAGAUAAAACAGUAGUAAAAUUUGAGGAGGCUGAGCGGAAAAAAGGCGUCAUAUUAGGAACAGUUGGAGUGACUUGUGCCUUCUUAGGAUGGCUGGCACGAAACACACCGGCUCUUGUGGGCGCUGUGAGCCUAGUAGCAACAUACUUGAUGACUGGCGACCGAUACCAAUGGAUUUACAUAUGGCAGAAAACCUACAAAAGAGACUGGCUUGGGUUUCGAGUCCUCGUCAAAACAAUAGGCAGGAUAUGGCUAUGGGAGCGCUGCGGUACCACAGUCGUCAGCAGAUGGUCGGAGAUCGUUAGGAAAACACCAAACAAGAAGGCGUUCGUUAUGGGAGACAGAUCGCUGACAUUCCGCGAGGGUGACGAAUUCAGCAACCGAAUAGCAUGGUACUUUAAAAGGCAGGGUUUCAAAAGUGGGGAAGUUAUAGCACUUUUUAUGGAGACACAGCCGGAGUACGUGUUUGUAUGGCUCGGUCUGGCCAAGCUGAGGGUCACCACAGCUCUAAUUAAUACAAACUUGAAGGGCGCCCAGUUGAUACACUGUUUGAGAAUAGCUGGAUGUAAGGCUGUGAUCUUCGGCGAUGAAAUGGUGGACGCUAUAACUGAAAUCCAACACGAGAUUAGAGAUAUCCCACUCUUCCAAUACAACUCGCCGGAACGCAACUCCAGUCCAGUACUACAAGAUACUGCAUCCCUUGCUUCUGAACUCAAGGAAAUGACUUCAGAGCCGUUCCAAGCAGUGCAGGCAAAGCCGAGAGACACGCUACUGUAUAUUUACACUAGUGGGACCACCGGGUUUCCUAAAGCAGCCGUUAUUACAAACAUCAGAUUCCUGCUCAUCCCACUAGGAGUGUAUAACUCAGCGCAGCUCAGUUCUGCAGACGUGGUAUACGACCCGCUUCCACUACACCACACGGCUGGUGGCGUGUUGGGAGCUGGCCAGGCGGUCAUACUCGGAUGUACCGUCGUACUCAGGAAGAAAUUCUCAGCUUCAAACUACUGGAGCGAUGCGGCGAAGCAUGGAUGCACGGUUGCUCAAUAUAUAGGGGAGAUUUGCCGCUACCUCCUUGCAUUGCCUCCUGGUCCCAACGAUCGGGCUCACCGAGUGAAAGUGAUAGUCGGUAAUGGACUAAGACCGCAUAUAUGGGAAGAGUUCAUCCAAAGGUUUAAUGUGCAAAGAGUAAUGGAGUUUUACGGCGCUACAGAGGGGAACAGUAAUCUUGUGAAUUUGGAUUCUAAAGUUGGCGCCAUUGGCUUUUUAAGUCGGCUGGUGUCAUCAAUUUAUCCACUAAUUCUAGUCAAAUGUGAUGAAAUUACAGGAGAUAUCUUCAGGGACAGCAAUGGAAAAUGUAUAAGCUGUGGACCACACGAGCCUGGCGUACUUUUAGGCAAAAUAGAUGCAAAGAAAGCAAUUCUUACAUUCUCCGGGUACGCGGACAAGACGGCGUCGGAGAAGAAAAUGGUCAGAAACGUGAAAGAAGACGGCGAUUGCUACUUCAAUACUGGCGACAUACUGGUCAUGGAUCAUUAUGGAUAUUUUUAUUUUAAAGAUCGCACCGGUGACACUUUCAGAUGGCGCGGUGAAAACGUAUCUACAGCGGAGGUGGAGGGUGUAAUUACCACCAUAGUGGGUUUGAAGGACUCUGUAGUUUAUGGUGUAGCGAUACCGAAUGUGGAAGGCAAAGCUGGCAUGGUAGCUAUCGCUGAUCCUGAGAGAAAGCUAGACAUAACGACUCUCGCGAAAGGUCUAAAAUCAUCACUGCCAGUUUAUGCUAGACCUCUAUUCGCUCGAAUACUCCCUGAACCACCGUUGACAGCGACCUUCAAGCUGAGAAAGAAGGAACUAGUUGAACAAGGCUACAAUAUAUCUCUUUUCCAAGACCCUAUAUAUUUUCUGGACCAAAAAACUAUGGAAUAUGUUCCUUUGACCCAAAAAUUAUAUGAUGAUAUAACACAAGGUGCGGUUAGGCUGUGAUGGCACGGAUAUCAUGACUGUUGUAGUUAUUAAUUAAGUUUUUACGGACGUUAAGAUUGUAUAGGGAUAUACCAAAAUACCAGGAACUUAUAAAAACAUAGUAAGUCUACUAAAUGUAAACAUC
Messenger RNA from Achroia grisella, 2252 nucleotides. RefSeq names its product long-chain fatty acid transport protein 1 (gene Fatp3). The record is from RefSeq and is a predicted model, not a curated record. Gene Ontology annotation, cellular component: endoplasmic reticulum. The transcript has 12 exons. Gene Ontology annotation, molecular function: long-chain fatty acid-CoA ligase activity; long-chain fatty acid transmembrane transporter activity. Bases 146 to 2128 code for a protein of 660 amino acids. Lineage: Eukaryota; Metazoa; Arthropoda; Insecta; Lepidoptera; Pyralidae. Gene Ontology annotation, biological process: triglyceride homeostasis.